AAUUUGUGUGUGAUUAACAUUAAGUGUUAUAUUGUGAGGCGUGAAGUACCAUCAGUUGGUAUACAAUGGUAUAAUUAUUUUAAUUUAUCAUAUGGGGGAAAAAAAACACUUUUACGAUGACUCUUUACAAUCAUGUUUUUUUUUUUUUUCCAAGCCGACCCCUUUCCAGCCUCAAAGUGGUACCGCCUCAAAUGCAGCACCAAGCUGUUACGAACUGAAAAGUUUAUCAGUUACAAGUUUGUUUCAGAGGUGAUCUGUGGGAAUAUCUCAUUAGAAGGAGGGAAAAUACAAAGCGCAACGUUAUUGGAUUUAAAAUUCAGACUGCCUCGAUAUUACCUCGUGGAGUAUGCAGCACUGAAGUUUGAAUUUGGCAAAGCGGGCAAUAAACAUUGGUAUAUUUCAAACAGCGGAACUGAAUAAGGUCUAUGAUGUUGGAAUGAGGAAGUUGAAGUAGAAAGAGAGUCUGAGUGACAGAAGAGAAGGGAGGGGCCGAUUGGUUGUGUCCCCAGAGGGGGGCAGCAAGAACUCUGGCCAUGGGGGACGGCAGUGGGGGUGGAGACAAAGUGGACCAGGCACAUGUCCUGUUUGAUCGCUUCGUCCAGGGAUCCACCUUUAAGGGGACGCUCAAGGCAUUUCAGGAGCUAUGCGACUACCUGGAACUGAAGCCCAGCGACUACCGCAUUUUCUACCACAAACUCAAGUCCAAGCUCAACUACUGGAAGGCCAAGGCUCUCUGGGCCAAGCUGGACAAGCGAGCCAGCCACAAGGACUACAAGAAGGGCAGGGCCUGCGCCAACUCUAAGUGUCUGAUCAUCGGUGCCGGUCCGUGCGGUCUUCGCACGGCCAUCGAGCUUUGUUUCCUUGGAGCUAAAGUUGUGAUCUUGGAGAAACGUGAUGCCUUCUCUCGGAACAAUGUCUUGCACUUGUGGCCCUUCACCAUCCAGGACCUACGCGGGCUUGGAGCCAAGAAAUUCUAUGGCAAGUUCUGCGCUGGUUCCAUCGACCACAUAAGUAUCCGUCAGCUUCAGCUGAUGCUUCUGAAGAUGGCGCUGCUCCUGGGCGUGGAGAUCCACGUCAACAUUGAGUUCUGUGGCCUCAUCGAACCCCCAGAGGACCAGGAAAAUGAAAGGAUUGGGUGGAGGGCUGAGGUCUGUCCCAGAACGCACCCUGUUUCUGAGCUGGAGUUCGAUGUCAUCAUUGGGGCUGAUGGGAAGAGGAAUACUCUGCCAGGUUUCCGGCGUAAAGAGUUUCGUGGGAAACUGGCCAUCGCCAUAACGGCCAACUUCAUCAACCGCAACACGUCGGCAGAGGCCAAGGUGGAGGAGAUCAGCGGCGUUGCCUUCAUCUUCAACCAGAAGUUCUUCCAGGAUCUUCGGGAGGCCACAGGGGUUGACCUGGAAAACAUUGUCUACUACAAGGAUGACACUCACUACUUCGUCAUGACAGCCAAAAAACAGAGCCUGCUGGAGAAGGGUGUGAUACUGCAUGACUAUGCUGACACAGAGAUGCUGUUGUCUCGGGAGAAUGUGGACCAGGAGGCCUUGCUGAACUACGCAUGUGAAGCGGCCGACUUCUCCACCAAUCACCAGCUCCCCAAGCUGGACUUUGCCAUCAACCACUAUGGGCAGCCUGACGUGGCCAUGUUUGACUUCACCUGCAUGUAUGCCUCAGAGAAUGCUGCUCUGAUGCGCGAGAGGAACGGCCAUCCGCUGUUGGUAGCACUGGUGGGAGAUAGCCUGCUGGAGCCCUUUUGGCCCAUGGGUACCGGUAUUGCCCGCGGCUUCUUGGCUGCAAUGGACUCUGCCUGGAUGGUACGAAGCUGGGCACAAGGGAACUCUCCACUGGAGGUGCUGGCUGAAAGGGAAAGUAUCUAUCGCCUGCUUCCCCAAACAACUCCAGAGAAUGUUAGUAAGAAUUUCAGCCAGUACAGUGUUAACCCAACCACUAGGUACCCUAACAUCGGCCUCCAUUUCCUGAGACCCAACCAGGUACGGCACCUUAUUGACACAGGAGAGUCUAGGGAUGCCCAUGUAGAAAUGGAGAACGCUGUUAACUCCAAGACUCCCAAACUGAUGAGAAAUGAGUCUGUAGCUCGCUCCAACAAGCUGCUAAACUGGUGCCAGCGGCAGACAGAGGGCUUCAAAAAUGUAAAUGUGACUGAUCUCACCAUGUCGUGGAAAAGUGGUCUGGCCCUGUGUGCCAUCAUCCACAGAUAUCGGCCAGACCUCAUUGACUUUGACUCCCUGGAGGAGCAGAACAUGGUGAACAACAACCAGCUGGCAUUCGACGUGGCGGAGCGGGAGUUCGGGAUCUCACCCAUCAUGACUGGGAAGGAGAUGGCCUCUGUUGGGGAGCCGGACAAGCUGUCCAUGGUAGUGUACCUUACACAGUUCUACGAGAUGUUCAAGGACACGUUGCCUCCUGGGGAUAACCAUAACUUGAGCCCAGAAGACAAGGCUGCCUUGAUCUCCAACACAAAGUCUCCCAUCUCCUUCCUGAGCAAGCUGGGACAGAGCAUUUCUCGAAAGCGGAAUCCAAAGGACAAAAAGGAAAAGGAAGUGGAGGGGACUGGGAAGAGGAGGAAAACCAGUCAAUCUGAAGAUGAGGACCCUCCACGAGGUUACCGUGACGAACGGGCUGCCCUAGUCUGUGCCCUGUCGGAGCGGAAAAUUGAGACCGGCAUUGGGAACCAAAACAAAGUGAAGUCGAUGGCGACGCAGCUGCUGGCCAAGUUUGAGGAGAACGCCCCUGCGCAGUCCUCGGGGCUGAAGAGACAGCGGACCCUCUUGCCGUAUCAGGAGCGGCUGCUGACUCCACCCACGGUCCGUCAGAAAGAACCGGGCCGACUCGCACCCGUCCCACAGUGGAGACAGGCUGCAAGUGUGAAGCGAUCUCGGAGCUGCCCUAAGAGAAUCAUUUUGCUCUCCUCCUCCUCUUCAUUGUCUGUCUGUGCUCAGCAAGGAGAGAGUGAAGGAUCUGAGUCUGAGGGCCAGGAAGUGAGCCCUGUCCUAGAGCGGGUGCCACCAGUAGUUUACUCUGAUGAUCAAGCGCCUAUUUUCACCCCUAGCAUUGAGGAGAGGGCAUCCCAAAUUAUUACUCACUUUGAACAGAAGCCAGACAGGCGACAGAGGUAUAUAAAGAUGUACACAGGGGGAGUGAGCUCAUUGGCUGAGCAGAUAACCAAUCAGCUUCAAAAGAAAGACCAACCCAAGCCCUUUCUAGACAAGAAGGCAUUGGCUUCAUUACGCAGAGAGUUUCCCCAGAACAUUGGCGGCAGUGAUGUCUGCUUUUUCUGCCGGAAGAGGGUCUAUGUAAUGGAGCGUCUCAGUGCAGAGGGCAAAUUCUUCCACCGUAGUUGCUUCAAGUGUGACUAUUGCAACACUACCCUGCGGCUCUCCUCUUAUGCCUUCGACAUUGAAGAUGGGAAGUUCUACUGUAAACCUCACUACUGCUACCGGCUCUCGGGGUACGCUCAGAGGAAGAGACCUGCAGAAGCACCACUCACUGCCAAGGAAAACAAAGUGUCCCUACCGGACCCUGUUGCUGCUGAUGGCCCAGUCCGGGCAAACUCCACAGCCACCCCUCAAGAAAGGACCCCAGCAGUAGAUGUGAACGGGGUGGAAGAGCCUGGCCUGGCAAAGCGUCUGCGAGGCACCCCGGAGCGUAUCGAGCUGGAAAACUACCGGCUGUCAUUGCAGAGAGAGGAGGAGCUGGAGGAGGUGCCCGAGGAGACGUUGGCAGAGCACAACUUGAGCAGCGUGCUGGACAAGGGCACCGACGCGGGCGAGGGCUCCAGCAGCUCGGAGUCGGAGAUGGAUGAGGUGGAGGGUGAGGAGGAGGAGGAGGAUGAUGAAGAUCACCCUGUCUCGGACCUGGGUGGAGUGCCGUGGAAACAGGCUGUGCACCUCCAUGCCCGUCUGAAGGGCAAAAGUGAAACACAGAUAGCAGUAGAGGAGGAGGAGGAGGAGGACGACGACGAAGACGAUGACGAAGAAGAAAAAGAGGAGGCGGAAGAGUCCAGUGAAGAGGGAGAGUAUUAUCCCUGGGAGAGGGAGCUCCAGUUAGGGUUAUGGCUUGAGAAUCUAAAAGAUGAAGAGGACACAGGUAGAUUCAAAGCCGGGAAUCUUCACAUUCAACAAGUCCUGCAGCCCGUAGACCCCAUGGAGAUCCAGGCAGAUGUGCACUGGACACACAUUUGUUCUGAGCAGGAGAAGGAGGGGGCUCCAACUUCAACUUCCCAACCCUCUCCUUCCACAGCCCCCGACAUUCCAUCAGUCCGCCACGAGGCAGUGCGAGCCUGGCUGGAGACGGUGUCUGGAGCUCCAUGUGAGGAGAAUGAACUGGAGGUCGGAGGUGAGCCUGGGGUUCGUGAGGAAGAGCCAGAGGUUGGCACUGAGCUGGAUGAGGAUGAUAUCCCUUCAGAUGCUGAAGCUGAGGCCAGGAUGCAUCGGAUUGAGAGAAAGGAGCAGCACCAAGAGGAAGAGGGAGAGUCCGAGGGGCGAGGCAAGGUGUCCAGUCUAGCCCAAUUGUCGAUGAGCCAAGUUAGAUCUCUGAGUGAUGUGCUGCUGUCACCAGUAACAAGCACGAAGGAUCAGGAUGUGGAGGGAGUGUGUGAAACCUUGUCGCCAGCUUAUCUGUUGAAAUCUCCAGGUGCUCGCUUUUUCCAGGAACCAUAUCUCCCAAAAGAAGGAAAAGGGGAUAUUGUUCCUGAGACUCCAGAGGCUAAGACCCUCAUCUCUCCCACACUCCCUUUUUCCCCUAUCCGUUUCCAGCCUCUUCCUCUGCCAGAGCCCAAGUCACCAGUCAAAACGCAACAAUCAGCCUCCCCUCCAGCUACAAGCCCAGUCUGUGCCCACUCUCCAAUAUGCUUGCAGCCUUUGCCUUCAACAGAACCUUCCUCUCCUGUUUUGUCUGGGUCCCCAGUACGAACACAGCCUGUGCCAGCAGUUACCUCCACUCCUUUAGUCAAACCUGUUGUAGAAAAUGAAACCCUGGAGGAACAAAAUUCCUUAAGUCCAUCAGCAAAUGAGCCUGUGAAAAAGACGGAUCUUAUAGAGGAGUUUUGGGUGAAGAGUGCUGAAAUUCGAAAGAGCUUGGGUCUUACACCUUUGGACAGGAGCAAAGGGUCAGAAAACAGUUUCCCGGAGUCCACUCCCGAGUCUUCCCCUCCAAGGUCCGACACUCCAGAAGAAUUGAAGCUGUGCCCGAGCCAGCCCCAGCCAGUCUUGCGGAGGUUAAACAUUGCAACUAUAGAUCGUCACCAGCUCUCUUCCUUGGUCAUUGAGUCCCCCAGCGAGAGAGAACUGAAGAGCUCGGACACGGAGAGCAAGGAUGUUGGCAGUAGCUCAGGGCUGGGUCUCAAUGGGAGCAUGGCUAACACCCAAACGUUGACCAGUGAGAGCUUCAAUACUUCUGAAUCCACCAUGCUAACGCCGCCAUCCAGCCCUCCCCCUCCGCCACCAGAGAAUGAAGAGCCAGCUACCUUGAGGCGAAAUAAGUAUCAAGUCAGCUGGAGUACCGUGCCUGAACCCACACCUGUGCCUGCACCAGUGCCACAAAAAGCACCGGCUGCAGUUCCCACUCCUGCUCCCUCUCCAGUACCACCACAAACUUGCUCUAAAUUCAGACAAGAGUCGAGCAGGAAGUCACGGGAAGAAGUGCGCAAGUCAUUUGUGGAGUGUGUGGAUGAAAUCCCAUUCGCUGAUGAUGUUGAAGACACCUAUGAUGACAGGACUCCAGAUAUCAGCUUCCAGGAGAAGUUCUACACUCCUCCAACUAGCAAGCCCAAGCAGGAGAAACCCCCAUUCCACAUGGCCUUGACCAUGGAGAAUGGCAAGCUCAACCUAAGAGAAGGCACCACAACAAAACAACAGCGAGUGAUGCCCCCAAUCUCCCCAGAAGCUAAAGAGCUAGCUGAAGAAAGGAUGCGAGCCCGGGAGAAGUCUGUAAAGAGCCAAGCUCUGAAGGACGCCAUGGCCAAGCAGCUCACCAAGAUGAAAGAUGUGGAGGUGGUUAAAGGUGGUGGCUCGGCUAAAGCUGCCUGGAAUGUGGAAUCAUCCACACCCAAAGUGUCAACCCUGGUAUCUAAGUCUAAUAUACCUUCUGCUGUCAAGUCCUUGGAGUCUAGAAAGCAUGAGAAGACUACUGACAAGUUCUUAUCACCACUGGGUGGGCGAAGUCUAGAAGGCUCUGUUGCUUCCUCUGAAGGUUCCACCGGAGGGAAGAGCAAAAAGCGCACAUCCCUCUUCUCUCCUCGCAAGAACAAGAAGGAGAAGAAGCACAAGAGCGAAGGCAGGCUGUCUGACAAGCACAGUUCAGAGGAAGCUGCCAAGCCCAAGUCCCUCUGGAAGACGGUCUUUUCAGGGUACAAGAAGGACAAGAAGAAGAAGGAAGACAAAUCCUGCCCCAGCACCCCAUCCAGUGUCACUACUGUGGAUUCUGGGAAAAAGGGGGCGUCUCCUGGCAUAAGGGCAGCAGCAGAACUCCAUCUCCGUCGACACUUGAGUUUCUCUGAAGACUCUGAUCUCUCCUGUGAUGAUGUGCUGGAUAGGUCUUCUCAGAAAUCCAAGGCGGAUUCUGUUUAUGUUCCUCACGCCUUGGCAUUCAAGAGAUCAUACGCAUCAAAGAAAACAUAUACAGAGGAAGAACUCAAUGCCAAGUUAACCAGAAGAGUGCAGAAAGCAGCCCGCAGACAAGCCAAACAGGAAGAGCUGAAGCGGCUGCACAGAGCACAGAUUAUCCAGAGGCAGCUGGAGCAGGUGGAGGAGAAGCAGAGACAGCUGGAGGAACGGGGAGUGGCAGUGGAGAAAGCCUUGCGAGGGGAAGCAGACUAUUGGGGAGAGUCUAAUUACAGUGAAAUCAUCGACUUGCAUCUGGGUGUUGAGCCCAAUGUGGGGACCCCUCGCCGAAGACCUAUCUCCUUCUGCCAUUGCUGUAUCCAUGAAGGAAUGGGCAAGAAGGAUGAUCCCAAGCUAAUGCAGGAGUGGUUCAAGCUAGUCCAAGAGAAAAAUGCCUUGGUGCGCUAUGAAUCUGAGCUCAUGAUAUUUGCCCGAGAACUGGAGCUUGAAGAUCGUCAGAGCAGGUUACAGCAAGAGCUGAGAGAACGCAUGGCUGUCGAUGACCACCUGAAGACGGAGGAGGAGCUUGCAGAGGAGAAGCGCAUCCUGAAUGAGAUGCUGGAGGUGGUGGAGCAGAGGGACUCGCUGGUGGCUCUUCUGGAGGAGCAGAGGCUGAGUGAGCGAGAGGAGGAUAAGGACCUGGAGGAGGUCAUGCUUUCCAAGGGUUUCAACUUGAACUGGUCAUGAGCCCCCGCUGCGGUGUUCCAGCGAGUUCUUCCAGUACUUGCCCUUGCUGCUGUUGGAGAAACCCUGGCAUAUCUCCUCUUCUGUGGAGUGUUUUGGAAUGUGUUACAAGCAUGCCUGCCUUCCGUGCUGUACGAAGUUUACAAAUCCUUCGCAAUGAGCCCCUCUGCCUGGGGAAAAGGGGAGAAAAAAAAAGGGGGGAGAAGUUUUUAAAAUUAAAAAAAAAAAAAAAAAAAAAAAAAAACCUGUUUGGACCCUCGCUACCAGAGGAAAUAAUUACAUCUUUCCUGAAAUGCAGGGCAUAGGAAGAGAAAAGGAAUGCAAGAGUCCUGCUGAUUUUUUUUUA
Molecule: messenger RNA, 7647 nt
Organism: Polyodon spathula (Mississippi paddlefish)
Lineage: Eukaryota; Metazoa; Chordata; Actinopteri; Acipenseriformes; Polyodontidae
Gene: mical3a
Product: microtubule associated monooxygenase, calponin and LIM domain containing 3a
Molecular function (GO): protein binding; FAD binding
Source: RefSeq, a predicted model, not a curated record